Messenger RNA from Neoarius graeffei (lesser salmon catfish), 1121 nucleotides. Its product is annotated as deoxycytidylate deaminase-like. Gene Ontology annotation, cellular component: cytoplasm. The record is from RefSeq and is a predicted model, not a curated record. The transcript is spliced from 7 exons. NCBI's taxonomy places the organism in Eukaryota, Metazoa, Chordata, Actinopteri, Siluriformes, Ariidae. The coding region runs from base 160 to 750 and encodes 196 amino acids. Gene Ontology annotation, molecular function: zinc ion binding; dCMP deaminase activity. Gene Ontology annotation, biological process: dTMP biosynthetic process; dUMP biosynthetic process.
CCUGUUCCACAUUUGUGCUCCAGAGGAACUGAGAAGGCGAGUGUUGUCUGGACACAUCCUUAAAGAGUGCGACACUUCAUAUAAUCAUCUAGAAAUUAAAAUUACACCCACGACAAAAGAGUAAGCAAGCAACUGUGCUUUCAAAGCCUAAGUGGUGUGAUGGCCAGCAAAUUCAUGGAAAAAGAGAAAAACAGUGAACCAAUGCCAAAGAAGCGUACCAAGGUAACUGGAACAUCUGAGGACGAUAGAUAUUUUAUGGCUCUUGCCCUCCUGUUUUCUAUGAAGAGCCCUGAUCCUAGAACAAAGGUUGGUGCAUGCAUUGUAAAUGAGGAAGGAAACAUUGUUGGUGUCGGCUAUAACAAAAUGCCCAGUGGCUGUGAGGAUGAGUUUCUGAAGCGUCAGCUGUGGAAACAUGAAUCCCCUAACCCUCUGGAAAUAAAAUAUCCAUAUGUUUGCCAUGCGGAGCUGAAUGCCAUCAUGAAUAAAACCUCAGUGGAUGUGAAAGGAUGCACCAUUUACGUCACUCUGUUUCCCUGUAACGAGUGUGCCAAAGCCAUCAUCCAAUCAGGUAUAAGAGGUGUGGUUUAUUUAUCAAAUAAAUAUGCAGAUAGCAAUGAAUCAAAGGCCUCUCUCACAAUGCUGGACACAGCAGGUAUUCCACACAGGCAGUUUGAAUCAAAGGAGGAAAUUUCUGCCUUGCUGAAGUCUGCCGAAGCCUUGCUGAAGUCCAUCGAACCCUUUGCUGAGUAAAUCUUCCUGGGACUGUGCUCUUCGCUGCUGAAAUGCUGAAUAUUACUAAAACAUUUAACAUUCCAUAAAUACUGAAGAAAAAAUCCCAGUAUAUUCGAUAUGAGUUCUAAUUUAGAUUCGGUGAAAACUUUAAAUACUGCAAAGUGAACAUUUUAAAAUUUUAAUUAACUUUUAAUCUUAAGCAAACUCUUAAAUUAACUUUUGAUUUGUUAUCUUUUUGGUGGGGGAAAUUAAUUUCACUAUAUUAGCAAUUUCACAUACUGCUUUCUGUGUUUUCUUUCAAAUUACUGAUUAUUAAUUACUAUUAAUUACUGGAUGUUAAUUUGACAGAACUGAAUAACCCAAUUGAAUAAACAUUUAAUUAUCCUCAG